Erythranthe guttata (spotted monkey flower) is the source of this 2523-nucleotide messenger RNA. RefSeq names its product lysine histidine transporter-like 6. The record is from RefSeq and is a predicted model, not a curated record. Lineage: Eukaryota; Viridiplantae; Streptophyta; Magnoliopsida; Lamiales; Phrymaceae.
AAAGUAUCAAGAGAGAAUAAUUAGUUUUUAGAAUUUAGAUUAUAUAUUAAGAGGAAAGAUUAGCAUAUGGGUAGCACAUAAUUAAGUUGGUGGUUAGGUGAAAAGCUCUAUUCAAAUUGUGUGAAGUUCAACAUUUUAGUCAAAAAAAUGUUAUCUUUUACUAACAUUUAAUUAUUUAUUAUUAUUUUUAUUUUUAGGAUAUUAACUAAAAUUAUAGAAGAGAGAAAAGUUAGGAAAACUCUAAUAGCAUUUCUGGAAUUAUUUUUUUAGAUUAUCUUUUUUCUCUACUAAUUUCUUAACUAUAAAAAAAAUUAAUAUUCAAACCAAAUGUGUAGAAUUCUUUCAACAAAAAUCUCUUCUUUUUAAAAGGCUUAAUUAUAUAACCUCACCUAAUUAGUCAUUACACUUCCUAAUUAAUAUUAAAUAUUUUGUUCCCUUUUGAGCUCCAUCAACGUGUGAUUAUAUCAUUAUUAAUUAAUUAGUACAUUUUAGUCAAAUUUUAGGCACUCUUAGUGCCAAAAUAAUCAUUACAUUUUUAAUUUAUUACCACAAUUACUAGCUAGUGUCCCACAUUAUGAUGGCAACUCUCAACUAGAUGAACACCAUUAUAUGGUUUUGAGGGCAAAUAAAACCAUUAUAGGAUUGGAUGUGAUUACAUAUAAUUCGAAAUAUUUGAGUCGAUUUUACGGAUCUCGCUUUAAAUAUCGAACACUAUGCAAUAUCGGGCUUCAAACUAUAUCAUCAAACACCAGGCUGACACUUAAUUAGUAGUAUAUCAAGGUCAAUCAAGCCUACCAAACGGGCCCAAAGGGAAUACGCUAAAUUAACAUCUUAUAUGUAUAUGCGUUGUAUCUACUCUCCUUUCUGCGUCUUUCGAUCAUUAUAUCCACAAAGAAAGAGAAAAAAAAACUAUAUUUUAGUUGAUGUAACAUUAAAAUAAUUCAUACUAGAAAAAGUUAAAUGGUAGCCAAUUGAAUUAAGAUCACAUAUCACCUUUCAUCAACCACUACUUAUACUCAAUGUGAUAGGCACUAAACUCCUGCAUUCUUGGUGAAGUGUUUGCUUUUGCUAGCAAAAAAUAAAAUAAAAUGGUUUCUUCUCCUACUUCACCCCCACAACCCAAAGAAGUUCCAUCGGACAAUAAAUGGGCGGAGAAUGGUCCCCGUCGGGAGGCAAAGUGGUGGUACUCGACCUUCCACACCGUCACCGCCAUGGUUGGUGCCGGUGUUCUUAGCUUGCCAUAUGCCAUGGCUUACUUAGGAUGGGGACCGGGAACUUUCGUGAUGGCGCUAUCAUGGUGCAUCACCUUGCACACCAUGUGGCAGAUGACUCAACUCCACGAAUGCGUACCGGGUGUCCGCUUUGAUCGGUACAUUGACUUGGGCCGGCAUGCAUUCGGCCCGAAACUAGGCCCGUGGAUAGUACUACCUCAGCAGCUUAUUGUACAAGUUGGCUGUGACAUAGUUUAUAUGGUUACCGGUGGGAAGUGCCUGAAGAAGUUCUUGGAAAUAACAUGCACCGGGUGCACCCCAAUCAAGCAAUCCUAUUGGAUCUGCAUCUUCGGUGGGCUCCACUUCUUCCUCUCUCAGUUCCCCGAUUUUAACUCCGUCUCCGGUGUUUCACUCGCCGCUGCAAUCAUGUCACUAUGCUACUCAACUAUAGCAUGGGUGGGCAGCCUAAGCAAGGGGCGGGCCCCUAACGUGAGCUACGCGUACAAAGAAACAAGUGGGGCCGACUCCAUGUUCCGAGUGUUCAACGCUUUAGGGCAAAUCACAUUCGCUUACGCGGGCCACGCGGUGGCCCUUGAAAUUCAGGCCACCAUUCCGUCCACACCGGAGAAGCCAUCUAGGGUUCCGAUGUGGAAAGGGGCGGUCUUGGCCUAUUUCAUCAACGGAAUAUGCUAUUUUCCGGUGGCUUUGAUCGGAUACUGGGCGUUCGGACAAGACGUAGACGAUAAUGUUCUUGUUGCUCUUGAGAGGCCCGCGUGGCUUAUUGCCGCCGCUAAUCUCAUGGUCGUCGUUCAUGUUAUUGGAAGCUAUCAGGUUUAUGCAAUGCCGGUGUUUGAGUUGAUCGAGAGGAGCGUGGUGAAACGAUUGAGCAUCUCGCGUGGAGUUGUGCUUCGGCUUAUUGUUCGUUCUGCUUAUGUUGCGUUCACCUUAUUUGUUGGAGUGACCUUCCCUUUCUUUGGUGAUCUACUUGGUUUCUUUGGUGGAUUUGGCUUUGCUCCAACUUCUUACUUUCUACCAAGCAUAAUAUGGCUGAAAAUUAUGAAACCGGAGCGAUUCAGCCGCUCGUGGAUUAUAAACUGGGCAUGUAUAAUUAUCGGAAUGUUCAUCAUGGUAGCAUCGACCAUCGGAGGGUUGCGAAAUAUUGUUAAGGAUUCUUCGACUUAUGAUUUUUACUCAUAAAAUGUGGUGGUUUUUUUCGAUGAUUGUAUGGCAAAGUGUAUUUUUAUUUUGUGCGAAUGUUAACUAUGAUUUGGAUAUUGAAAAAUCGAACGAAGAAAAAUCGUUUGAAUUAUUU